Molecule: messenger RNA, 964 nt
Organism: Eutrema salsugineum
Lineage: Eukaryota; Viridiplantae; Streptophyta; Magnoliopsida; Brassicales; Brassicaceae
Exons: 1
Coding region: 57-857 (266 amino acids)
Source: RefSeq, a predicted model, not a curated record
GUGAAACACCAAAAAAAAAUUCACUAUCUCCGCUUAACCACCGUUCCAACUCUGUUAUGGGUUGUUGCGUCAGCUCCGCCACCUCAGACCAGAAAGAUGAUCUCGUCUCCGGCAAGAACACAGCACCGUCUCCAUCUGUUGUCGAGGAAGAGACAGUAGUCAAAGAAGUCUUGUCCGAAACCACAUUGAUAACUUCCUCGAACGACAAUUCCGCAAUUGAGACGACGACGAACAAGAUUCCGGAAGACGAGGAGAAGAAACCCGGAGCUGUCGACGUUGCUCCAGACCCGGUUUUAACAAAACCCGGUUUGGUUGAACCGGAAAAAGGAUCGGAGGUUUCGGAAAUUUGUAGUUUGAGCGAGAGUCUGCUUUCGAUCGUGAAUGGGUACGACGAGGAAGAAGUAAAACAGAUGAAAGCGCAGGGAGUGAGACAGAGAUCUCCGGCGAAAUCUCGGAACCGGGUCAUGGUUAAUUAUCCGACCCGGAGAACCGAUAUGUCUCCCCGUAAGAGAAACAUCGAAGGAGGAGGAGAAGGAACUGGCUCGGUGAGCUCUGGUCAGAGAGAUCCGACUGAAAGGUCCGAGAGGAGGAGGUCCAGGUCGCCGGCAAUGAACAGGUCCGUGAUGAUGGGUCCGACUCGAAAUCCGAACCAUUAUUGCACGGAUAAUGGUGGAGCAAUGAGGAAAAAAGGCCAGUCUCCGGGUCGGGUCAGCUUUGAUCCGAGUAAAAACGGGUCAGAUCAAGACUGUCAUCAUCAUCUGUCGAGUUGCGGUGCGGCAGGGCUGAAUUGCAAUUCUACCUCUAACGACUCGUUUGAGAACCCUCUUGUUUCCUUAGAGUGUUUCAUCUUUCUAUAAAACUAUUACGAAGAACGAGUAUCCCGGGGCCUAAUAAUCUCGAAUUAUCUCCGGUUUAAUCAUAAUAUAUCGUUAAUCUACCUUUGUAUUGGUUUUAUAUUUUUUUG